Messenger RNA from Gordionus sp. m RMFG-2023, 2744 nucleotides. Its product is annotated as glutamine--fructose-6-phosphate aminotransferase [isomerizing] 2-like. Gene Ontology annotation, molecular function: carbohydrate derivative binding; L-glutamine:D-fructose-6-phosphate transaminase (isomerizing) activity. Bases 129 to 2357 code for a protein of 742 amino acids. The record is from RefSeq and is a predicted model, not a curated record. The transcript has 16 exons. NCBI's taxonomy places the organism in Eukaryota, Metazoa, Nematomorpha, Gordioida, Chordodea, Parachordodidae. Gene Ontology annotation, biological process: UDP-N-acetylglucosamine metabolic process; fructose 6-phosphate metabolic process; protein N-linked glycosylation.
UUUAUAUUGCUAUUUAAAAAAUAGAAUUAUUGACAUUAGCUAAUUGCGACGUUUUAUUUACUAAUUUUUAUUUACAAUUUGCUAAAUUAAGUAAAAUUUGUAGUUAACAUUUAAAAUUUUAUCAAAAUAUGUGCGGAAUAUUUGCCUAUCUUAAUUUCCUAGUUCCUAGAACAAGAAGAGAAAUAUUAAUUAUCUUAAUUCAAGGCCUGCAAAGAUUAGAAUAUAGAGGAUAUGAUAGUGCAGGACUGGCAAUUGAUGGAUCCUUCAAAGAUGACACAGGAGAUCAAAAAAAGUCAAAUAUAAUAGUUAUUAAAAAGCCUGGUAAAGUAAAAGUUUUGGAAGAUGAGAUAAAAAGUUUGGCAAAUGUAUUAAAUUUUGAUGAGGUGUUUGAUAUCCAUAGUGGAAUUUCUCACACAAGAUGGGCCACUCAUGGUGUGCCAUCUGCUGUAAAUAGUCAUCCUCAGCGAUCUGGUAUUGAUCAUCAAUUUUUAGUAGUCCAUAAUGGUAUUAUUAAUAAUUACAAAGAAGUUAAAAAAUUUCUGGAAACAAAAGAUAUGAAAUUUGAAUCAGAUACGGAUACUGAAAUUAUAGCUAAAUUAAUACAACAUUUAUACUAUAAGCAUCCUAAUAUGUCUUUCCUUCAAUUAGUGGAACAAGUUGCUCAACAAUUAGAAGGAGCUUUUGCCUUGUGCUUUAAAAGUACCCAUUUCCCCGGGGAAAUAGUCGCUGCUAGGCGAGGUAGCCCUCUUUUGAUCGGAAUAAAAAGUGACGCCAGAUUUAACACGGAUCACAUUCCUAUUCUUUACAGCAAAGCUCGUUCCAGACAUAGUUUAAAUGAAAGUUUUGACGACUAUAGUUUCAUAUCUGAUAGCUUAAACAUGCCCUGUUCACCUUUAGCGUUGUUUCAAGACUACCGGCCUACUAAAUCAGGGGAACCAGAAGAAAUCAUCAAUGCGGUUAAUGCCAACCGAGACAAAGUCUACGAGGCUGAAAAAAUUCUGAAACACCCUAUAGACCCAGAUGACGAAGAUACCACCCAAUUUACUCCCUCAAAACAGCGUCAAAAAGUUGAGUACUUUUUUGCCAGCGAUGCCAGCGCUGUCAUUGAGCACACAAAUCGAGUCAUAUACCUAGAGGAUGAUGAUAUUGCAGCCGUUAAGAACGGCGCCUUAUCCAUUCACCGCAUCAAACGGUCCUUAGAUGAUUCAAAGAACAGGGAAAUUGUAACGCUCAAAAUGGAAAUUCAACAAAUUAUGAAAGGCAACUAUGAGAGCUUUAUGCAAAAGGAAAUAUUCGAACAGCCCGAAUCGGUCGUUAACACCAUGCGAGGUCGUGUCAAUCAUGCCGACAACCCAUGCGCUAUAGUUCUGGGAGGCAUCAAAGACUACCUUACCGAAAUAAAACGCUGCAGACGCCUGCUAUUUAUCGCCUGUGGUACGAGUUAUCACAGUGCUUUAGCGUCUCGUGCCUUGCUCGAAGAAACGACUGAACUUCCCGUGGUAACCGAAUUGGCGAGCGAUUUUCUUGACCGAGCUACGCCCGUCUUUCGCGAUGAUGUAUGCUUUUUCAUAUCCCAAUCCGGGGAAACUGCCGAUACCCUUCUAGCCUUGCGAUACUGCAAAAGACGCGGGGCAUUGGUAGUGGGUGUGACUAACGUUGUCGGGAGCAGUAUAUGCAGGGAGAGCCAUUGUGGAGUUCAUAUCAACGCUGGACCGGAAAUUGGGGUGGCCAGCACUAAAGCUUACACAAGUCAGAUCAUAUCUUUAGUUAUGUUUGGGUUGGUCAUGUGCGAAGACAAGAUGUCAAUGCAACCUAGAAGGAUGCAAAUUAUCGAAGAAUUGAUAAAACUGCCAGAAAAAAUUAAAACCGUCCUAGCCCUCGAUAAAUCUAUAUACGAACUAGCUAAACAGAUGUACCUUAAUAAAAGCCUGCUCGUUAUGGGUCGGGGUUAUAAUUUUGCAACUUGCCUAGAAGGCGCCUUGAAAAUAAAAGAAUUGACUUAUAUGCACUCGGAAGGCAUUUUAGCCGGGGAACUAAAACACGGGCCGCUAGCUUUGAUAGAUGGCACAAUGCCUAUUAUAAUGAUUUGCACGCGAGAUGCCGUAUAUUCGAAAUGCAUGAACGCCCUACAACAAGUUAUUUCUCGCGAGGGUAAACCCGUGAUAAUAUUGGAAGAAGGUGACGAGGAAACGAAAAAGAUGUCUUCUAAAUACAUUGAAAUUCCCCACACGGUGGAUUGUUUACAAAGCAUUCUAGCCGUAAUUCCUCUCCAACUUCUCUCCUACCACAUUGCUGUUUUAAAAGGCUGCAAUGUUGAUUGUCCAAGGAAUUUAGCCAAGUCUGUAACCGUUGAAUAAAGCGUUGGAAUUCAAUUUUUUGACCAAACUUAAAUCUACAAAAUUUUUAUGCCAAUUAUAUUUAUGAUUUAUACUCACAGGAAAAAAAUGUUAAUAUAUUAAUCUAAUAUUUUAAAAAAAAAUGUAUUUAUAUUAUAAAGUCUUAUGCUUUUACUAAAAAUUAUUAUAAUAUAUAUUAUAUUUUUAGACACAUUUAUUUAAAACAACUCUAAUCGGGGUGGGGCCUUUUAUUGGAAUAUUAUCCUUUUUAAGGAAUAAUUUGUACAUUUUACUUAAUAUUUUUUAAAAAAUUGUUCAAGUUAUAUUAUGUAUAUUUACAUUUUUUUUUAUGAUUUUAAAUAUAAAUAUUUAUACGAUUGAUUCAAAUAAUAAAAUUUAUUCCAUAUU